UCUUUUUUUCUGUCUUUAAAUUUAGAAUAUCAAUUACAAUUACUUAUGCAGAAUAAGGAAAUAUCAAAUGCUCUAUGGCAAAAAGUAAGCGGAAAUGUUAAAGAUGCAGGAAAUAUAUCCAAUAUAAUGGAUAUUCAAAGUUCCGGGCUAUACAGAAAUACAGCCGCAAAAUUUCCUGCAACAAUUACUUACAACUUAAGUACCGACGGUGCGCCUCUAAGUAGUGGUAAAUCUUCUCCUCGUAGUUUUUGGCCCCUUAAAAUCACUAUCAAUGAUUUACCUCCUAAUAUAAGAUACAAGUACGUACAACUUGUCAGCAUUAUGGUAGUAUCGAAAGAACCGAAACCUGAACUUAUGAAAUUGUUUAUAGAUCAAUUCAAAGUGGAAGCCCGAGCACUUCACGAAAAGGGAAUGAAAUUUACGUUUAAAAAUGAUGGAAUUGAAAGGACAAAAACAUUUACUGUACUUUGCAUUAUUGCAGAUUCGGUAGCUCGAGCAGUACUUCAGUUUAGAAUGCAAUUUAAUGCGUACAUGAGUUGCACUUAUUGUUAUCUUAUGGGGUUUUUUUUAAAUUGCGUAAAAUUUCCAUUUAUCGGGAGUGUUUCUGCUAGUUUAAGAACUCAUGAAUCUCAUAUGAAAAACGUGUUUAUGGUAGAAAAAAAUGGAAAACCUGUCAACGACGUUAAAGGACGAUCAUCUUUCUGCGACUAUCCCAAUGUAGAUAUGGUUAAAAGUUUUACUUUGGACGCAAUGCACAAUGAUGUGCUAGGAAUAACUGAACAAAUAUGGGAUUUAAUGCGACCAAAACUAAGUGUAUUCCAACGAAACGAAAUGGAUACAAUGCUAAUAAAAAUUCAGCCACCUCAUGAGAUUCACAGAAUUCCAGCAAAAUUAAGCAAGAAAAGCUUGUGGAAAUCUUACAUGUUAUAUUAUAGCAUUCCUCUUUUGCAUCAAAUCUUACCCACUGAUUUGUUUCAUUUGUUAGAACAUUACGCGUUAUUUGUCAACUCUAUGUAUACUUUGUCUACUACAAAUAUUACUGCUGAAGAUUUGCAGCAAUGCAAAGAGGACAUGAUGUCUUUUACGGCAAAUGUGGAAAUCGAUUACGGUCUAACUGCAAUGACUUUUAAUAUGCACUUAGGAAGUCAUGCAGUGACAAAUGUCAAAGAAUCAGGUCCCUUAUGGGCAACUUCAGCUUUUCCUUACGAAGGAAAUAUUUUUGUUCUAAGGAGAGCAGUUAAAGGGCCAAAAGGAGCUGCGCAACAAAUGUCGAAAAAGUCUUUACACAGAACUUUAUUUAAGCUUAGACAUAGGAAACACAUGCAGGAACUUGUUCGCGACUUUUGUGAUAGCUGCAUGAACGAAAAAAGAUUUACGGCGAAAGCUGUUUCGAGCAAUAAUAUUAAUUUUUUUGCUCCUUAUACGUCGAAAGAGUGUCCAAAUGACUCUGAAACAUUUUUACGGUGCACGUAUAACAAUUUCAUUUUAACAUCUGUAAAAUACACUCAAAAUAAAUCAUUUAAUGACACUGUAGUUAAACUUAAGAAUGACGAUAUUGUUCAAAUUAUUGAUAUAUGUUUAAAAAAUGACGGACAUGGCUUUUUAAUUGUCAAUAAAUUAAAUCUUCGAUUAUUACAAAUCAGCACUGUAACAAUGAAACACAUAUUUUUUGUUCUCUCGUCUCCUUUGCAACAAUUCUCUGUUCCUAUAACUGAUGUAGAAGCGAAAAUGGUAGUUAUCGAUUUAGGAAAAAAACAGUGUGUCUGUCACAUACCAAACACUUGGGAAGCCCAAUAAUUUGAUUACUAAUGACAAAAAGUGUAAAUUUUUCUCAUCUUUUG
Molecule: messenger RNA, 1841 nt
Organism: Leptopilina heterotoma
Lineage: Eukaryota; Metazoa; Arthropoda; Insecta; Hymenoptera; Figitidae
Exons: 1
Coding region: 46-1797 (583 amino acids)
Source: RefSeq, a predicted model, not a curated record